AGCCUCUUCUACGUGUCCCGUGCUUUAAAUUGCCGCCAGGCGGCGGCCGGGCCUCUCUAAACAUCCGAUCGGAGCGGGGCGGAGCAAGCGAGAUUUCUCCGACUCGCUCGCGUUCUCCUUCGUUCUCGAUCUCAUCGGUGUUCUUGGGGGCUCUCUUCGUCGGAGGCUGAGAUGGGGUUUUUGUCAUUCGCCGGGAGGGUUCUCUUCGCCUCGUUCUUCAUCCUGACCGCGUAUCAAGAGAAUAUGCUGUUGGCUUGAUGGUAGAUUUCACUUGGUUGACAUUGUGAUGCAUGGAUUCCCAUGUUCUCUGAAUUUGGAGUUGAUGGUGGUCCAGCAGCUGAGGCUUUGGCUCCGAAAUAUGACCUUUUUGUGAAUCAUGUUUCCUCACAUCUGGGAGUUAAAGUACCAGAAGUUGAUAUUAAACAUAUUGUCAUUUCUACUAUAGUUCUGAGAGGGCUUGGAGGCCUUCUGUUUAUCUUCAGCAGCUCGUUUGGAGCUUAUCUCCUGCUUUUGUAUUUGGCGUUGGUCACACCUAUUUUGUUCGACUUCUAUAACUACAAUGUUGAGAAGCCCGAGUUUGCACAACUUGUUGUCAAGUUUGCGCAGAAUUUGGCUCUCUUUGGCGCCACACUUUUCUUUAUUGGGAUCAAGAACUCAAUGCCAAAGAAACAACCCAAGAGGAAGACUCCCAAAACGAAGACCACAUGAGAUAACCCUGCAGGCUGGUUGAUGCAGCGGGGAAAUCAGGCGGCAUUGAGGUGAUUUUACAUUAACAAGCAGUUGCCGCCUCUGUGGAUCUACGGCAGCCGGCCUUGUCAUUCUGUACUUCUAUUUGUGUUCCUAUUUUUUGUUGUUGUUUGUGGAAGUUGUCUGUGGUCAGAUGCUCUGCAUCUGAGAUGUGAGUUGGCAGUUUAGGAUUAUGUUGUAUACUUCAUACCCAAAAAAGAGCAUAUUUAAUCUUGAGAUUGUGCCCAAAGUAUGAGAACUUGAAAGCCUAAAGGUAUUUCUUUGA
Molecule: messenger RNA, 1012 nt
Organism: Phoenix dactylifera (date palm)
Lineage: Eukaryota; Viridiplantae; Streptophyta; Magnoliopsida; Arecales; Arecaceae
Source: RefSeq, a predicted model, not a curated record